Messenger RNA from Cuscuta campestris, 2366 nucleotides. NCBI's taxonomy places the organism in Eukaryota, Viridiplantae, Streptophyta, Magnoliopsida, Solanales, Convolvulaceae. The record is from the annotation of a GenBank genome assembly.
AACCUAUUGGUCGACUUGAACUCAAGGACAUUAGGUCAUGAACUUGUAAUUAUGAUAGUUUAAAGGUCAAAAGAACUCUUAUUUUGAUUGUUUCAGUUUUUAACACUUAUUCAAUGUGCUCUCCCUUUAUUUAAAUCAAAGCAAUCAAACACUGGUGGGCAUUGCGCAAUUGGAAGGGCAAGAAGUAUCAAGAGGUUAUCGUCUAGCAAGUGCUGAGGAGUCCUCAGAGAUUGGGUUCAUCCUGUUUUAUCAAAACAAUUAAACAUAUUAUCAUGAACUCAUACAUACUGUGCAAAUUAAAAUUUAUUUUGCGGAAACAACACACAUUGCCUUGUUCUUGAUGAUUGCCACACCUUCCGGCGGAGGGUACCGGCUAUUUCCUGAAAGAAGGCCGGCCUCUGGGAAUUGAAGCCCCGCCUUAUUAACACAAUCUGAUCGGAAAUGGGAGACAUGUCUCCUGAGAAAAGAUCGGGUUGUGGGCUGUUAAACGCGGUGUUUGGGAGGAGGAGCAUAUGGCCGAGAAGAUCAACCUCCACCGGCUCACUUCAAAUGCAGAAUCCCAAUAAUGUCCCCAGAGUUCCCAGCACUCCCAACUCCCCCAAGACCUACUAUUGGGACGGUCCAGACAUUGCCCAGAAACAAUCCUCCCCUGCUGACCGAAUCAUCGCCCGUCCAGGCCCCAACCAUUCGCAGAAUCAGACCCCACCCAAAGUUUCUUCGCAGAAUCAGACCCCACCCGUUCAUCAGCAAAUUCACGCAAACAGCAAGAGAACACCCAAUGUUGGGAAUGAGAAAUAUAAUAGCAGCAGGAAGGUUCCCCAGGGGGCAACAGGGAUAUCAGGGGAGCUAGAGAACAUGAUCUUGGAUAACCAGAGGUCGGCGGCGGGGAAUGUUAUGUCAUUUGGGAGUCUGGGGAAUGUGAGACAGACCGGGAGCAGUAACAAUGGAGAGGAAGAGAGACAGCCCGGGAAGUAUGGUGUGAAGGGCAAUUUGGUAAACAAACAAGAAAGACGUGAUGAAGAAGGGGGUGUGGCAGAGAAGAAACCUGCUGCUGCUGCUGCCUCACUUUGUAGAGCUAUAUCGACGCGGAUGGACCCAGAGGAGUUGAAAAUAUUGGGGAACGAGGAUUACAAGAACGGGAGGUUUGCAGAAGCCUUGGCUUUGUAUGAAGCGGCAAUCUCCAUUGAUCCCAAUAAGGCUUCUUACCGGAGCAACAAAUCUGCUGCUCUCUCUGCUCUGGGAAGACUUCUUGAAGCUGUUUUUGAAUGCAGGGAAGCAAUCCGGAUCGAACCCCAUUAUCAAAGAGCUCAUAACCGUCUCGCCACCCUAUAUCUCAGAUUGGGAGAAGCAGAAACUGCAAUGUAUCAUUACAAACGAGCAGGGCAAGAAGGAGAUCCUGAUGUGAUGACCAAGGCUAGAAAUCUUCAACUUCAUCUCUCCAAGUGCACGGAGGCGAAGAAGCAAAGAGAUUGGAACAGCCUCGUUAAAGAAAGUGGGCUGGCAAUAUCAGCUGGUGCCGAUUCUGCACCCCAGAUAUUUGCGUUGAAAGCCGAGGCACUGAUACGGCUCCAUAGGUACCAUGAUGCAGACGAAACAAUGAAGAAGGCCCCAAAAUUCAGCGUUGAUGAAUGCACCAAGUUUCUUGGUCCUGUUGGUAAUGCAGCCCUCCUGGUCAUACAAGCUCAAGUCAACAUGGCUGCUGGAAGGGUGGACGAAGCGAGGGAGGCAGCGGAAAAUGCAGCCCGGCUAGACUCAAACAACAAGGAAGCAAGCAUAGUGGCUAUGAAGAUGCGGGCGGUGGCGAGUGCGAGAUCAAAGGGUAAUGAACUUUUCAAAGGCGGGAGGUUUUCAGAAGCAUGCAUUGCUUAUGGGGAUGGACUUGACCAUGAUCCCUACAAUGCUGUCUUGUUGUCCAACCGAGCUGCCUGCUGGAUAAAGCUUGAGCAGUACGAGAAAGCAUUCGAGGACUGCAAUGCUGCACUUACUUUCAGACCAUCUUUCACCAAGGCUAGACUUAGGAGAUGUGAUUGUCUCUUCAAGAUGGGGAAGUUGGAAGCCUGUAUUCAAGAUUGCGAGGUAUUAGUAAAAGAGUUGCCUGAAAAUGAAGAGGUUUGCAGUAUGUUAAAAGAAGCAAAGGUGCAGCUAAGUAAACUGCAGGGUAAUGGCAAGUAGCUCCAGAUGAAAACUGGUGUUGACAUUGAAGAUGAAAAGCCAAAUCAGAUGGAUUGAGAUAGAGAGCUCUCGAGUUUGAAACUUGCUACAUAAGAAGCGGAGGGGUGGAACGGUCAUAUUACAUGGCAAAGAAGGGAAAGAAUCAUUUCAGAACCUAAAUUAGGAUUAGAAGUGAAUAGAUUGCACAAACAUUG